GCCCUGGAACCAGCGAGAGCGCAGGCGAGGCGCCAGGGCAGCGGCACUCAGUCGGUCUGUCUGUCCGUGGGCCUGCAUGCCUUGCCUGCCAGCCUAUCUGCUUGUCAUUCAUUGCUUCUGCCUUUCCACGACUGAGAGCAGUCAGGAAGCAGAGAGAGGCAGACUCGGGGCAGAGAGGGAAUACCUGGGAUAGAAAAGACCACAGGAUCAUAGGAUUUAGAACUGGAAGAAAUCUUGGAGAUCAGCGUGAGCCCUCUCCCUGCUAGUCCCUCCUCUACCCCCUCUCUCCGCGCCCCCCCUCCUCCAGGUGAGCAUUGGAGCAAAGAGAGACUACAUUUAAAGAACCGCCUUGGCCUCUUUGUUGAAUGAGAAAUUCAGAGCCAGGGCGUCACCAUGAACACCAGCAUUCCUUAUCAGCAGAACCCCUACAACCCUGGGGGAGGCACCAAUGUUAUCCAGUGCUAUCGCUGUGGGGACACUUGCAAAGGAGAAGUGGUCCGUGUGCAGAAUAACCAUUUCCACAUCAGGUGUUUCACCUGUCAAGUGUGUGGCUGUGACCUGGCCCAAUCUGGCUUCUUCUUCAAGAACCGUGAGUAUAUCUGCACCCAAGACUACCAGCAGCUCUAUGGCACCCGCUGCCACAGCUGCCGGGACUUCAUCACAGGCGAGGUCAUCUCUGCCCUGGGCAGGACCUAUCACCCCAAGUGUUUCGUGUGCAGCUUAUGUAGGAAACCUUUCCCCAUCGGUGACAAAGUGACAUUCAGUGGCAAAGAAUGUGUUUGCCAGACGUGCUCGAACUCUAUGAUCAGUGCCAAGCCCAUCAAGGUUCAUGGACCAAGCCACUGUGCUGGCUGCAAGGAGGAGAUCAAACAUGGCCAGUCUCUCUUGGCCCUGGAGAAGCAAUGGCAUGUCAGCUGCUUCAAAUGCCAAACCUGCGGGGCUGUCCUCACUGGGGAGUAUAUUAGCAAGGAUGGAGUACCCUACUGUGAGACUGAUUACCAUUCCCAGUUUGGCAUUAAGUGUGAGACGUGUGACCGUUAUAUCAGUGGCAGGGUCUUAGAGGCAGGAGGAAAACAUUACCACCCAGCCUGUGCCAGAUGUGUUCGCUGCCAACAGAUGUUCACAGAAGGAGAGGAGAUGUACCUCACAGGUUCUGAGGUAUGGCACCCAAUCUGUAAACAGGCAGCCCGGGCAGAGAAGAAAUUAAAGCACAGGAGGACAUCCGAGACUUCCAUUUCACCACCUGGCUCCAGCAUUGGGUCCCCCAACAGAGUCAUCUGCGACAUCUUUGAAAGUCUAGACCUCCGGCAGCGGCGAGCCUCCAGCCCAGGCUACGUUGAUUCUCCGACUUACAGCCGCCAGGGCAUGUCUCCUACCUUUCCCCGCUCACCCCACCAUUAUUACCGCUCAGCUGCUGGAGAAAGCAACAUCUACCGGAAACCCCCCAUCUACAAAAGACAUGGGAGCGAUGAACAUCUAGCUGGAGCUCAAGCAGUUACCAGAAUGCCUCAGAACGGCUACAGCCCAAGAAAGGGAAUGAGCUCAAAGGCAGCUCAGUGGAUAGUCCCUGAAGCAGGAGUGCUGGCAACGAAAAGCAAAACCAGUGAAGAUAUCACCCAGUCCUCCAAGUAUGCUCCAGCCUACUCCCCAGACCUCUACUAUGGCUCAGAAUCUGAGUUCUGGACCUACCACAGCUCCCCCAAAGUGCCCCGAGCCCGGAGGUUCUCAGCCGGAGGAGAAGAGGAUGAUUUUGACCGCGGUCUGCAUAAGAUCCAGAGUGGGAUUGGACGGCUGAUUCUGAAGGAGGAGAUGAAGGCUCGCUCCAGUUCCUAUGCAGAUCCCUGGACCCCUCCCCGGAGCUCUACCAGCAGCAGAGAAGCCUUGCACACUGCUGGCUAUGAGACUUCCCUCAAUGGCUCUCCCCGGUCCCAUUACCUGGCUGACAGUGAUCCCCUCAUCUCCAAGUCAGCCUCCCUUCCUGCCUACCGGAGAAAUGGGCUUCACAGGACACCCAGUGCAGAUCUCUUUCACUAUGACAGCAUGAAUGCCGUCAAUUGGGGGAUGCGAGAGUACAAGAUCUAUCCAUAUGAACUGCUUCUGGUGACCACCAGGGGGAGAAACCGAUUACCCAAAGAUGUGGACAGGACGCGUUUAGAACGUCACCUGUCCCAAGAAGAGUUCUAUCAGAUCUUUGGCAUGACCAUCACUGAAUUUGACCGACUGGCCCUCUGGAAGAGGAACGAACUGAAGAAACAAGCCCGGCUUUUCUGAGAUCACAAAUCUAUAAAUAGACAUUUAUAUAAAGAUAUAUGUAUAAAUCUCUAUAUUGAAGCUCAGUAUAACCCACUGUCAUACAGAAAGAGAUGCUGCCUGCAGGGAUAUUUGCUUUUCUGGACUGUCAGGCAAUUUCUAAGUUAUUCAAAAGUUUUUAACUUCUUCAUUUCCUCUUUUCUAAGUGCACUGAGAUCCGGGGAAGGAUUUUCAGGGAGCUCUAGCCCUUUCACUAGGGCCUUUUUUAUACAAAAACAUCUCGUUUGUGGUAACUUGGGCUCCCCCAACCCCCGCCAGAGUCCCAGUCCUCUCUACCAAGAGAGACCAUGGGAAUCUCUCCUCUGUUCGAUCUCCUGUCUCUUUCCCAAGCAUCCACUGUGUGCCUCACGUGGUGAAGUGGAAAGAGCACUGGAUUUCUAGUCAGAGGUCCUGGGUUUAAAUCCAGGCUCUGCUGCUUACUACAUGUGUCACCUUGGGUAAACCAUUUAACUCUUCUGGGCCUCAGUUUUCUCUUCCACAAAAUGAGGGGGCUGGACUAGAUUAUAUCUAAGGUGCCUUCUAGCUGUGGUUCAGACCCCUGAUUGGAUACUCCCACGGAGUGAUCCACAGGGCUCUCCAGCAUCAUUGAGUCCCUCUGGGAGCUGACUGAGUAGAGAGAAGACUUUUUCACUGUUUAGUUUGUAAUUAGGAAAUUUUGGAAGGAAAGGGGAGGUGGCCUAAGUAGACUUUAUAGAAUGAGUCCCCCAUCACUAGAAAUCUUCUAGUGGAGUGAACAAGUACAGGGGAUUCCUGCUCAGGUACAGGUUGAACCAAAUAAACUAUGGGGUCCCUCUCAGCUCUGAUACUCUAUUAUUCUCUAAGGAAGAACUUCCUAAUAACUAGAGCUAUCCAACAAUGGAAUAAAUUGCCUCAUGAGUUAGUGAGUUCACCAUCAGUGGACGUAUUCAAGCAGAGACUGGACGAACACCUUCCAGAAAGAGUGGAGACAGGAUUUCUGCACUGGGUAAGGCAUGGGGAACUAGACGAAUUCUAAGCUCCCUUCCAGAUUUAAGAUUCUAGGAUUCUCUUCCUCUGGUCCGAUACUUUUAUUCUAUCCCUUUGCACAUCAACCAGUUACAUCAGUGAAUAGUGAUGCCCUAGAAGGAAUGACUUCACCUUGUUUCCCUCCAGAUUUAUUUCCUCAGUCAUGGUCUUUCCUUUGCCUAGAAAUCACAGUAAGGAGCACUUAACCUUUCUCUCUUGCUCUAGACUGCUUGACCCUUUCCCCUCUGCAGGGUAGACUGAUCCCCUAAACUCCUAUGAAUUCUAAACUCUAUAUUCAAUGUGCCUCAUGUCUCAAACACACCACAGGGAUGAUUUUAUCAUUCCUCUUCAUGAUUCUAAGAAAGUCUGUGUCACUCCAAGGAAGAUUUAUAGCCUGACACCUGCUCCUCGUAAGUAAGCACUAUCCUUUCUUGGGCCCUCUGGCUCCAUUCCUUAAAUGUGGGUGGGGUUCACCAGGCUGGCUCUGGAAAAGCAGCUGCUGAGUGGAAUAUAAUGGCUUAUAUUCCUGGGACUCCCCCUGCUUCUGCUUUCUCCCUUAACUGGUCCCUCUGCCCUUUAAAGCAGAUGCCUCUCACUCUCAUACCUGCCUUCUUUCUCUUGAGAGAGUGAUGCUCUGAGGAGCCAGAGAUAUAUCACGGCUUAUAUUCCUGGAAGCCCCUUGCUUUCUUCCUUAACUGUGCUGCAAUGGGGGAUGGCUUCUCCAAGGAGACACAGAGCAUAACCUAAGUCCAUAGGUCACAUAGGACUGACAAGAGAUGAGCCUAAGCCUUCGAUGUGGUUCCUGUUGGUGGAAUGAUGAAGGUUCUUCCAUUUGAUAAGAGUUUGUCAGGGCCUGUGUUAACUGAGGAGAAGGCUGGGCCCUGCAGAGUCCUGCAAAAAGAAAUCUAAAGACUAACAUUCAAUGUUAUCAUUUGAAAUUCUAACCUGUAUUACACCCUCACUUCUUUUUGGGACCUUCUUGGCUUGCAUGGUCCAGGCCAGAAGCCACCUUGGGAGCUGAGAUCUCAUCACUGAUCUCUGAUAAUUUAGAAAGAUUUUUUUUUUAAUUUUGGUUAUUGUUGUUGGCUUUUUCCCUCUCCAUAAAACACAUACUUUCAACUAAGCCCUAUGCCCUCCUGUAUUUUUUUUUUCUGGUCUGGGUGGAAUUAGAUUCAACAGGGAAAAUACAGAACAGACUUCUCAUAGCCAAAGAACCUAGGCCUCCAUUGGUCAAUCUCUUCCCAUUUAUGCUCCUUGGGGCACAGUGGAUAGGUCUGUAGGAGGCAGUGUAGGCUGGUGUGGGCUUCCCAGUGAUAUGAGACAAUGGGACAUUCAUCUACCUUCUACCCACUAGCUCUUGCUUUUAAGGCUAGGCAUAAUAUACUUAGGGCAUGGCUGCCACCUUCAUCACAACACACAGUUUGGCAGGUUGUCAAUUGGUAAUCAAGAGAUCUGGAGCCUUUCCCCACUUAGCACACUCUGUGUGACCUUGAACACGUGACUUUCCCAUCCCUGAGCCCAUUUCUUAACUGUAUAAUGAAAAGGAUUGAAUCUGA
Molecule: messenger RNA, 4850 nt
Organism: Vombatus ursinus (common wombat)
Lineage: Eukaryota; Metazoa; Chordata; Mammalia; Diprotodontia; Vombatidae
Gene: ABLIM3
Product: actin binding LIM protein family member 3
Exons: 21
Coding region: 394-2271 (625 amino acids)
Biological process (GO): cilium assembly; lamellipodium assembly; cytoskeleton organization
Cellular component (GO): actin cytoskeleton; stress fiber
Molecular function (GO): actin filament binding
Source: RefSeq, a predicted model, not a curated record